Molecule: messenger RNA, 3267 nt
Organism: Puntigrus tetrazona (Sumatra barb)
Lineage: Eukaryota; Metazoa; Chordata; Actinopteri; Cypriniformes; Cyprinidae
Gene: serp2
Product: stress-associated endoplasmic reticulum protein family member 2
Exons: 3
Coding region: 2793-2990 (65 amino acids)
Biological process (GO): endoplasmic reticulum unfolded protein response
Cellular component (GO): endoplasmic reticulum
Source: RefSeq, a predicted model, not a curated record
GUUUUAUGGAUCGGUUUCUCCGUUAGUAUGCAUCUCAGUUCUCCAGUGUUGUGGUCACAUUGAAAGGUAAAGCUUGAGUGGAAUGCAGAAAGUCAACGCAUGGCCAUGAAGAUCAUUUGUGAUAUGUAAAAUAACGGCUUCAUCCCUAAAAAAUAAUCCACGUCCUGGAGGCUGAAAAACCGACAGCUAAUGGAGCAAUAUUUCUUGCGUGAAAAUGUUGUGUUGACGCUCAGAGGGUCUCUAAUUAGCAUAUUAACGAAUACAUGCUUGUCAGAAGAUCUCAAAAGAACGUCAGCCACAAUGCGGCAGAGUUAUAUGCACGUGGCAUGUUUCAUGGCUGGACGAGUCUUGAAUGCAGCAGAAAUGGAAAGUGCACCGUGGUCCCGCAUCACAACAUGCGCUGUAAUGUGAAAUGUGAGCCUGAGCUCGCUGCUAUGGCAUUGAAGGUGUGUGCUGCUGUGCACAACCCCCUUGAUGCAGUUGCUAAGCAACCCCUUUAUCGUCUUGUAGGACCUGUGCCGAUUGCUGAGGCAACCUCGUAUCUGAUUCACUGGCACCGACUCAAAAAUACAGCAAAAAUAGGGCAUUAGUCACCUUGACAGUUGUGGGGAAACUCAGUGGGAAAACACUGAACUCCCUGAAGAAUUACAAAUAAAUGGAAAGUCCUCUGCAACUUGAAGUUGAGAAUACUAGAUCUAGGCAGUAGACAUACUAGACAAAGCAUCGAGGCACUGGAAACAUCAGCUUAAGAUGGUAGCUGGAUUUUUGGAACUGGAUAACUAUUAGAUGAUGUUUACAAACCAGUCAGUUAUACUAGAUCUAAAUGUGUUUUUACAACAUAGUAAGUGGUCAAACAACUAAUGACUAUCUAGCUAAAGACCAGCUAUGAGCAUAUAACUAGAUACAUGUAAGGAAAUUCCGUAAUAAUUGCAAAAUAAAUGCAAUUGUAAUAUGUUACUGAGAAAACUGUGCAUGCAAUUAGUUACUUAAGAAAAUGUUAACGAAUACAAAGGGUAUUGUACCUGAAUAUUUUCACAAACAUUUAGCAUUGAUUGAUUUCUUUCCCAAAUUGUGUUAGGAGUUUAGGACACAGAAUAGAACAUGAUUAUUAUCUUGUUAUUAUUAUAGAAUAUGAUUAUAACAUUGUAGCAUGUAAUUUAAAUAGUUAAACUUCCCAACACUGGCAGUGACCAUUCUGGAACAGCCAAAAUCAUAUUGGACAAGCUAAUAACCAUCUUAGACCAGCAGAGGCCAUCCUGGAACAGUUAUAACACACUUGGACCAACUAAUAUCCAUUCUGGAACAGCUAUGGUCAGCUUGGUCCAGCUAGUGACCAUUCAAAGCCAUAGUCAGCUUGGUACAGCCAAUCUUGGACCUGAUAAUGACCAUUCUGGAACUUCUCUAACCAGCUUGGUCCAGCUAAUGAAAAGCUUGGAUUAGCUAAUUACCUUUCUGGAACAUCUAUGCUCUGCUUGGACCAACUACUGACCAUCCUGGAACAUAUAUGGCCAUCUAGGGGCAGCUGUAACCAGUUUAGACCAGCUACUGACCGUUCAGGAAAAGUUAUGGCCAUCUUGGGCAAACUAUAUCCUGUUUAGACCAGCUGGUGACCAUUCUGGAAAAGCCAUAGUCAACUUGGUUCAGCUGGUGACCAUCUUGGACCUGAUAAUGACCAUUCUGCAACUGCUCUAACCAGCCUGGUCCAGCUAAUGAGCAUCUUGGACCAGUUUGGAUUAGCUAAUUGCCUUUCUGGAACAGCUAUGCUCAACUUGGACCAACUACUGACCAUCCCUGAACACAUAUGGCCAUCUAGGGCCAGCUAUAACCAGUUUAGACCAGCUGCUGACCAUCGAGGAAAAGUUAUGGUCAGCUAUAACCAGUUUAGACCAGCUACUGACCAUCGAGGAAAGGUUAUGGUUAGCUAUAACCAGUUUAGACCAGCUACUGACCAUCUUAACCAGUUUGGACCAGCUACUGACCAUCGAGGAAAAGUUAUGGCCAACUAUAACCAGUUUAGACCAGCUACUGACCAUCGAGGAAAGGUUAUGGUUAGUUAUAACCAGUUUAGACCAGCUACUGACCAUCUUAACCAGUUUAGACCAGCUACUGACCAUCGAGGAAAAGUUAUGGCCAACUAUAACCAGUUUAGACCAUCUACUGACCAUUCUGCAACAGCUACGACCAGCUUGGUCCAGCUACUGACUAUCUCAAACCAACUAAUAACUAUUAAUAACCACACAUGCUAUGAUGACCAGCUUCAGCCAACUAGUGACCAGUUAAGACCUGCUAGCGACCAAUAACACUACCAAUAAACUGGAUAGCCGUUUCGUAUCAGUGCAUGGACUAUAUAGUUAAUGAUUUGGACCAGCUAAUAAACAGGAAGAAUGGAACUAACAUGUUCCAAAACAACUACCAGUUUCAGCCGGAUUAACCAACAGGGAAUAGCGUGUUUAUUUAAUUUCAUAUCGUUUAUUAUAUUAUCAAAUCGCUAAAUACUCAUCGGCCCCGUGGUUUAAUACGCCAUUGCGAGGUUUUAAAUAAUACGUAAAUACAAAAAUAUGACCAAGCACUAAAAAUACGAGUAAUUGAACGGAGCUGGGAGAUGGAGCAGAGCUAAAUAGGGAGCGCGUCCCUCUAGACGUUGUUAGGCUACAUGGAGGCGCACUUCCGUCCCGCAUAAUUCGGUUUAGGGGAGCAGGUGCAGGGAAGGGGACUGAAGCGUCACCUCACGUCAAGCAAUAUACUUGAUUUACAGUAGCGUUUAUUUUAAACCCCGUGCGCUGGGUCGGAAGAUGGUAGCAAAACAAAGAAUCCGUAUGGCAAACGAGAAGCACAGCAAAAACAUCACUCAGAGGGGGAACGUGGCGAAGACCCUGCGGCCGCAGGAGGAGAAGUAUCCGGUGGGGCCAUGGCUUUUGGCACUCUUCGUGUUUGUCGUCUGUGGCUCAGCCAUCUUUCAGAUAAUUCAAAGUAUCCGGAUGGGAAUGUGAGCGAGACUUGGGCUGACUGGACACAAUCAGAAGGACAGAGGCUUGUAUGCUGAGCUGGAUCUAGUGUACAACACCACAUGACAUUGUCACACAUGUUUACAGUGCCCCCGGACGAAGAGAGCGCGCGCUUUUCUACAAAACCAUUGUCGUCGUCGACGCAUCUUAUCAUUUUUGUCAUAUUUAUUUGUGAUUGAUGAUUGCCGUGAUCUAUUUCUCUAUUUAAUAGUGUUUGCGUGAGCCUUUUUCAAAUAAACGUCAAACACAUUUGGAUAACGAG